Molecule: messenger RNA, 1242 nt
Organism: Triplophysa dalaica
Lineage: Eukaryota; Metazoa; Chordata; Actinopteri; Cypriniformes; Nemacheilidae
Gene: myog
Product: myogenin
Exons: 3
Coding region: 142-897 (251 amino acids)
Biological process (GO): positive regulation of myoblast differentiation; positive regulation of transcription by RNA polymerase II; muscle organ development
Molecular function (GO): protein dimerization activity; RNA polymerase II cis-regulatory region sequence-specific DNA binding; DNA-binding transcription factor activity, RNA polymerase II-specific
Source: RefSeq, a predicted model, not a curated record
GGCACGAGCUCGGCUCAGGGGAAGGGAUUCGCACACAGUGCACACAUACACCCACGCGAGGAGGACUGCAAAGGACCUACAGUGCAACGCAUACCGAAAGCAGAGCCGGCGGGCACUAAUUUCCAGCGUUGAACGAAAGACAUGGAGCUUUUUGAGACCAACCCUUACUUUUUCGCAGACCAGCGUUUUUAUGAAAGCGGCGAUAACUUUUUCCCCUCCAGGCUGAACGGAGGUUUCGAGCAAGCUGGAUAUCAGGACAGAAGCUCCAUGAUGGGGCUGUGUGGCGACGGAAGGUUGCUGUCAACCGGGGUGGGGAUGGAGGACAAACCAUCUCCAACUUCCAGCAUGGGUCUGUCCAUGUCACCGCAGGAGCAGCAGCACUGCCCCGGCCAGUGCCUGCCAUGGGCCUGCAAGGUGUGCAAGCGCAAAUCGGUGACGAUGGAUCGUCGGAAAGCGGCCACUAUGAGGGAGAAGAGGAGGUUGAAGAAGGUGAACGAGGCAUUUGAGGCUCUCAAGAGAAGCACGUUAAUGAAUCCCAACCAGAGGCUGCCUAAGGUUGAAAUCCUGCGCAGCGCCAUCCAGUAUAUUGAGAGACUUCAGGCUCUGGUCAGCUCUCUCAACCAGCAGGAACACGAGCAGAGCAGUCUGCACUACAGAGCCGCAGCUCCACAGAGGGUGUCCGCCACCAAUGAGCAGGGCUCUGGCAGCACCUGCUGUAGCAGUCCAGAGUGGAGCAGUACAUCCGAGCAAUGCGCCCCAUCCUACAGCUCUACCCACGAGGAUCUCUUGAACGACGACGCAGAACAGACCAACCUGAGGUCUCUGACAUCUAUUGUGGACAGCAUCACAGGAACAGACACCACCGCUGUCCCAUUUUCAGUGGACAUAAGCAAAUAAAUGAGUGACCGCAUUAUAUUCAGACCAGCUAUCCAUCGCACUAUUAUGCCCAAGGUGAAAGAAGAACCAUAAAACCUUUAUGGGAAUUCCAGAUAAAUCAUGAGGUCCAUAUGAUUAUAUUUCCAAAUGUUUCCUAUUUCUGAGGGAGUGAGAGUUUCAGAAAAGCCCAAUUUAUAUAUCUUAAGACAGAUAGGCGGAUUCCUAUUUUCAUACUCUGACCUUCUUUCUUGAUUCCUUUCCAUUUUAUUUGUGUGUGCUUUAUGCUUACCAACAAACAUUCAUUUGUGGGUCCAAUGUUUAACUCCAUGGUUUUGACCAAUUUAUGCUUAAUUUAAACUAGUUGUG